AUGAGCCACAGGACCUCCUCCACCUUCAGAGCGGAGAGAAGCUUCCAUUCCUCCUCAUCCUCCUCGGCCUCGGCCUCCUCAGCCUCCCACGCCCUCCCGGCCCAGGACCCGCCCAUGGAGAAGGCCUUGAGCAUGUUCUCCGAGGAUUUCGGCAGCUUCAUGCGGCCCCGCUCGGAGCCCCUGGCCUUCCCAGCAGCCUUCCCCACAGCCCGUUCCGGGGGGCCAGGCAACAUCAAGACCCUCGGAGACGCCUAUGAGUUUGCAGUGGAUGUGAGCGACUUCUCACCGGAGGACAUCAUCGUCACCACCUCCAACAACCACAUCGAGGUGCGGGCUGAGAAGCUGGCAGCUGACGGCACGGUUAUGAACACCUUCGCUCACAAGUGCCAGCUGCCGGAGGAUGUGGACCCCACAUCAGUGACCUCAGCUCUGAGGGAGGAUGGCAGCCUCACCAUCCGGGCGCGACGCCACCCACACACAGAGCACGUCCAGCAGACCUUCCGGACAGAGAUAAAAAUCUGA
Molecule: messenger RNA, 522 nt
Organism: Diceros bicornis minor
Lineage: Eukaryota; Metazoa; Chordata; Mammalia; Perissodactyla; Rhinocerotidae
Gene: HSPB7
Product: heat shock protein family B (small) member 7
Exons: 4
Coding region: 1-522 (173 amino acids)
Biological process (GO): heart development
Cellular component (GO): nucleus; cytoplasm
Source: RefSeq, a predicted model, not a curated record